Pimephales promelas (fathead minnow) is the source of this 1284-nucleotide messenger RNA. The record is from RefSeq and is a predicted model, not a curated record. NCBI's taxonomy places the organism in Eukaryota, Metazoa, Chordata, Actinopteri, Cypriniformes, Leuciscidae.
AUUUCUGUUAUGAUUGUGGAAAUACAAUCUUGACAUAUUUUAUGAACACACAAUGUCCAAACUUCAAAUUUUAAGCAUUGUUCUGACAGAGCGAUUAACUUCAGCUGCGCAGGAGAUAUUCAAGGCUGUGGAAGACAUAUUUUCCGAGUAUAAUGAGGAGAUGUGUCGCUCCAGACAGGAGAUUGAGCUGCUCAAGAGGAGACUGCAGCAGGCAGGAGUUCAGAUGGACUCUGAAUUGCAGCCCUGCUCCUCUGAGACUCACACUCAGAAAUACACCCAGGCAUUUUCUGAAGAAUGGAGAUCUAAACAUGACUUGAAGGAUACAGAAAUGCAUAUGAAGCUAGAAGUUUAUACACAACAGGAGGAGAAUGAAUUGCAAGUACCUGUGUGCCGUGAAUCAGCAUCUUUAUCACCAUGUAUUAACAUUUACCAUGAUCAGAUGCCCAGUAAAGACACUGAAACCCAAAUGAUGGACAGCAGCUUGAAAACUUUUCCAUUUAUUAAUCAAGCACCUCAAAUUAAGAAUGAACCUGAGACUGAUACUGAAACAGGUACCACCCGUCAGGCACAGCAACACAUCUCAAGACACGUCUUGGAUGAUUCAGGGGCCAGCGAUGCAUCCAGUGAUGUCAGCAAAAUCAAACUGCCCCUCAGAAAUCAAGAGAUGUUGACGCAGCAUAGGAUGGAGCUGGCUCAGAUAAGAGAACGAAUGUCUUUGACAAUCCAGCUCCGUAACUCUGGGCAUAAAAGUCAACCUUUUGUCUGUCAGGAUGAAGUGUCAAAACAUGACAAGUGGAAAGCCAAAAAUGCGAGAUACAGUCAGGCCUGGAGGGAUCGUUUGAAAAAAGAUCCUGUAAAAUUUGCUGAGUUCAAAGCUUCGGAAGCUGCUAGAGCAAAGGAGUAUAGAAGAAAGAGGGCUGCUGCUUCUAUCGAAGUUGAUAAGGAAAAUAACCGUGAGCGACAGAGAAGAUUCAGAGCCAAAAAGAAGUUACAGUGUACAAGAACAGAUGAAAAACAGUGUAAAGCUGAUAAAGAGCCUCCGCCACCUAAGAAACGAGAGGAUGAAGAAACGAGAGUAUGAUAGGAUAAAGAAAAGAGAGGAGAGGGAGAGAAUGGGAGAACUGAAGAAAAGACUAAUUCGUGAAAGAGAUGCGUCCCGAAAGAGGGAAAAAAGAAACCAGACAAAAAGGCAAACUGAGACUCCACAAACAAAUGUUGUCCCUCCAAGUAGUACAGCUAGAUCUACAGGCUUUAGAACUAAAUUGGCGAAACAAAUGCCAGAGU